This is a messenger RNA of Epinephelus lanceolatus (giant grouper), 3262 nucleotides long. RefSeq names its product insulin-like growth factor binding protein 2b (gene igfbp2b). The record is from RefSeq and is a predicted model, not a curated record. Gene Ontology annotation, biological process: regulation of insulin-like growth factor receptor signaling pathway. Gene Ontology annotation, molecular function: insulin-like growth factor I binding; insulin-like growth factor II binding. NCBI's taxonomy places the organism in Eukaryota, Metazoa, Chordata, Actinopteri, Perciformes, Serranidae. Gene Ontology annotation, cellular component: extracellular region.
UGUCAGGGUCCUGAGGUUCAUACUGUCAUCUUAUGACCAAGGGUCAUUUUGACUUACGGUAGCCACGAAAAACCUAGAAAUCGUUAGAAUGGUCAUAUAUGUUACUUACGGGUUGCUGUUUGCGUAUUUUGCUUUGCCAGGAUUCUUACUUGGGGAUUUGGCUUUCCGAUGCCCAAGUUGUACCGCGGAGCGCCUAGCUGCUUGUCCCAAAGUCACAACAGCAUGUGCGGAAAUAGUAAGGGAGCCAGGCUGCGGCUGCUGUCCACUGUGCGCCAGGCUUGAGGGGGAGCUUUGCGGGGUCUAUACACCGAGGUGCUCCAGCGGCCUGAGGUGCUACCCAAGCUUGGAAAGUGAAUUACCUUUGCAACAGCUCAUUCAGGGUUUAGGACGAUGUGGACAGAAAGUGGACCUGGAUGUCACAACAAGUCUGGACCACCAGGCAACAAAUGAGGUGCACGGAACUGAGAAUCCACUCACCAGAAGACCCACUGCAGAUGCUUGGUUCUGGCAGGAGUGGGCCAGGAAACAACACGUGCUAAGGGUGGGCACCAAGAUGAAGACGAAUCAACUAGAGGACCCUCGAACCCAGAAAGUUCUACAGAGUGCCUGUCAGCAGGAGCUGGACCAGGUCUUAGAGGAGAUCUCCAAAAUGACCUCUGAGGACAAUAGAGGCCCGCUGGAGAACCUGUAUGAACUCAAAUUUCCAAACUGCGACAGACAUGGACUGUACAAUCUCAAACAGUGCAACAUGUCCACCCACGGCCAGCGGGGCGAGUGCUGGUGUGUUAACCCAUUAACCGGGGUCCAGAUUCCAGCAACGCCUAAAGUCAGAGGGGAUCCAAACUGUAACCAGUUUCAGGAGGAGCUCAGAGCGAUGCCCACUGCAGCAGUGUAUCAAUAGCACAAUCCAGCAGAUCCUAUGACAUGGUUGGGUCUUAAAAAUUCUAAAUCUGGGAGGAUUUUUCCAUGAAUAUGGUUAUGCUAUCAACAUGUAAAGAAGUUGCUGUAGUUGAAUGUUUUUGUCUCUUUUUUUUAAUUUGCACCAGGUUUAAGGUUAAAAUAUUGACUGAACUAAGGGAUAAUUUUUACUCUUUGUCAGCACAUCUCAUAAAGACACAAACCAUUCUAAAUGCUUUCCAGGUUCCCUAGCUGGUAUGUGGGGCUGUAACUCUUAGAAAGGGGGCACAAAUAUAUGGGUUCUUUUUAUUCUUUUCAAUGUCCUGAAAAAGCUGGACAUUGUAGUUUUCAGCAUAUGUUACUCCCCAUUUUAAGUACAUAGUUUAUUUGUUGGGGAUAUUUUUAGCUGUGGAUUAAUACCAUUUGGUCCGCUACUAAGUUUUUAUGCAUUUACAACAGCAGGACAGUUUAUGUGAGGUUGACUUAAACUACAGUGCCAGGUCUCAGUUUAAUAAUGAAACAUGCCACCAAAUGCAUCUGCCAGUCUGAUCCUUAUGACUUGUGCCAAAUGCGUCCACAAACAACUGCCUACUACAACUGACGCAGAGUAAGAUUAGAAUCAUUUUUAGUUGUGUUUUUGACCCCCUGACAAAAGUAAGUCCAAUAUUCACUCUAGUUUUAGCUCUAUUUUGAUCUCCACCAACUCAUGAGGAAAAAAAUCUGUCUAUUUAGCUGCUAAAUGCUCCACUGUGGUUGCUAACUUUGUCUGCCAUUUGGUGCUGUGUAACUAGCGUAAAGUACAGUGGGUUAAAAUGGUGCAGUGGAUAUGUUCAACCUGUUUCAUUUCCAGGUUGUCAAAUACUGGUGCUUUGUCAAGCCCCCGGCGUCUCAUAGUGAGGCACAGGGCACCCUUUAGCAUAUUAAUGUGACACACAACUAAAACACAUUGAAAAACAUGGUUAUCAUUGUGAAAUGGUCGCAGUUAAGUUUAAGCAACAAAACUACUGGGUUUGCUUUAGAAAAAAGAUUGUGUUUUCAGUUGAGAUAAGUAUGUUUUGUACAUAACAAAACAUGACAUUGAUAUGUCAUGUGAGUGACAUCAAUACGCCACAACCGGAUGUAAAUUACUUAACAUCAUGUUAACAGAGAGGUAACUUUUGCUUUUACACGGGACAGCAAGUAGUGACAUAUGAGUCUGUUUUUUGAACCAAUCCCCCCCCCCCCCGCCACCCUACAUGAAUUUUCUCACUCUUUAUACUACAUGAGUUACUCUUAGCAUCAAGUAUUGUCACAAAAGGGUUUACAGAGUUAGUUGAAAGCCCCGGUACGUCUCAUAAUUACACAAAAGGCUGUCUUUGGCGUUAUGGUCAUAGCCAAGGGGCAUGAGAAAGUGUUGGUAUUGACAGCCUGGUAAUGAGAGCUAGCUGGUAGGUUAUGGUAGGACAGCAGUGACACUGCACCAAAACAGGAAAAUUGCAAUGAGCUAUAAGAGGCUAAAUGCUCUCUAAGGCUGAGGGUAACUGCAGAGUUGGGUGAUAAUUAUCUGUUGGUUUGUCUCUAUAAGCAACCUGUUUCACAUUACACAUUAUCAUUUGAUCUAUUGUUUGCAGAAAAAUGUUAAUAUGUGCAGCUUUAAGGUUUAACCUACUACGGCUUAUAUUUGAAUUCAAAGGACUUAUAUACUAUCUUAGUAACUGUUGUGAUUUUGUAUUUGUUUUACAGUGACAAUGUGACAUCUGCCCAGUAAUCCAGAAAAGUCCAGGUGACAUGUGAAUAUUAUGUUGACUUUUUCAUGAAAACAUGGAACUUGGUAUACUUGUACUGUUUGAGGCCCUGAAAUUUUCAAAUAUGAAGCCACUGUAGAAGUGCCUCAUGGUAGCCAUGGUGCACACUUAGCUAUGCGCCAUAACUGAAUAAUGUUAUUUACAUCAUAUUCCAUGAUCUAAACAUGAUGACACACAAUAAAUGAUUUCUAGUCAAUACAAGUGUACCAAGUUUUAAUCUUUAAUGAAAAAAUGAACAUAUUACCUCAAAUGUAUUACAUAUCACCUGGACUAUGAAAAAUAGCAUUUUGGCUUAAUCUAUAUUUAUCAGCGGUGUGAUUAUUAUCAGAUUAACCCAGAAAUCCAGAUUUUCCAACCUAAAAAUGUGAAUCGUGCCAGGUUUGAUAUUAUGCCAAUGAACAUGUACUUUAGGCAGACAUGCCUUUUGUGUACUUGAGCUGAGGUUAAAGACUUAACAGGUGCUCCUUGAAAUCCUUUCACAUAUCAAAAAUGUGUACACACAAUCUAGAACUCAUUUUAGUGCCAAUGUGUUGUGUAACCUUGUUUCUAUGAUUAAAUACUUUGCAAGCAGGUAAUUAAAA